Messenger RNA from Didymella exigua CBS 183.55, 7446 nucleotides. RefSeq lists its product as uncharacterized. Gene Ontology annotation, molecular function: methyltransferase activity; ATP-dependent chromatin remodeler activity; ATP binding. The transcript is spliced from 4 exons. Lineage: Eukaryota; Fungi; Ascomycota; Dothideomycetes; Pleosporales; Didymellaceae. Bases 1 to 7446 code for a protein of 2481 amino acids. The record is from RefSeq and is a predicted model, not a curated record.
AUGGAGCUUGAAUCAAUCCAAGUCUCUUUGCGGCGUUCGUCGCGAAAACACGCUUGUCCGGCAAGUCCAGAAGCAGCUGGCGAAGACGAACAGGAUGAUGCGUCUCUUGGAUCUAUUGCACGAAAAUGCCGAGCUAUCGAACAUUCGGACACAGGCACACCAGUGAGAGAGCAAAGCAAGAAACAGAGCGCAACGCAACCAAGGAGUCAUCCAGAGCGCGCUGCAGAGAGAUCCAAUGCCCCUCGAUCUCGCCAGACAUCAACUAUCGCAUCCACGCUGUCCCACGAAGACUCAGUGCCAGCCGAUUGCUGCGUUGUGUGUCGCCGCCGCGGCGGGAACUACGCAUAUACUUGCGUGUACGAAGAUGACUCUGGCAAUUGCAAGAGGUGUGUCAAAGAGAAGUACAAAUGCAGACCAGCUACAGCAGAGGAGAUUGCGAAGAGCGAGGCUCGAUGCCCACAAUGCAAGAAGAGGGGGCUUAACAACUGCUGGUAUGUGGAUGGGAAAUCCUCUUGUGAGCCAUGUAUCAAGUGGAAGAAGAACUGCGGUGCUCCCACCAAGCGCAAGUUCAACGCCAACACACGCUCGUUUCUGGGUCUACCUACGCCAGAGCCCGGACAGAACAGAGCGGCUAUAGACGGUCAAGAAGCUAUGGCGGAGCGAUCACGCUCCAUAUCAACGGACACCGCUCCUUACCCAGCGCCCUCACCUGUACCUCCGACUGCGGCCCCGCCUUCUCGCACGCAAAGAUCUUUUCGACAGAUCACAGCAACGGCCUCAUCUACCCUAGAAAGCGACAGCAAACAAACGUCAGUCAGAACAAAGGAGCAAUUUGCGUUGGGCGGAAGCCAGGAGGCCCUUAGCAAUAGCUCCAGUCGCAAAACUAGGACCAGUACUCGCGCCUCUCACGCUUCAUCUGUGCGUGAUGGUCGUGAUGCUGAUAGGACGACGGCAGAGUAUAGUGCCGCACUACUCAACAUUGCGCUCGUACGUGGAUCGAGUAGAGCUUCCAGGCGGGACAGAUGUUCAUUCUCACCCCUCACCGUACAGGAGGCCACUCCGGAUGACUCUGCCGCAGAAGAUAGUCAAUCUCUUGCCACGGAUAUCGAGAUGGCGGAUGACGAGUCGGCAGAUCUCCAGCUGAUCACGGAAAGCACGAAGAUUGUAAAAUCGCCUGGUUCCGUGACCAGCCCCACGCCUAACGAUGUUGACGCAAUACAAGCAUCAACGUUUGACAGUGACGAUUUAAACAAUCAAGCUUCAAGUGCCUCGCGACCUCACACGGUAAGAACAGAUGCACAGACAUCACGUCUGCGCCGUAGUCGUGCUCGGCCAUCGUACGUCGAAUUGGCCCCGAGCGAUGCAUCAGACGAAGACCUGGAGGAAGACGACGAUGAAGUCUGGGAUCCGGAGAUAGAUGCGGAGAGCAUGAUUGAUGGUGAAGAUGAAUUCGAAGAUGCUGCUCAAAGUUCUGCAGAUGAGGACGGAGACGAGGAAGAUGCUGAUUCCAUAGACGUGGACAUUGCGCCAGAACCCACAUCUACAUUGCGAAGAAGAUCACAGCUGCCCCCAAAGCAAGGCAAAGGCUUAGACUUGAGCCUUCCUCCAUUAAACAACAUUCGCGAUAUCACUGCAGACAUGACGUCCAAGGCCAUCAAGCUUGGGCUAUCUGAGGUCCUCCAGAGUCUCGACGGUCGGUCCAUCAACGUGGCGACAAUGUGCUCAGGCACGGAGUCUCCGCUUCUUUUCUUGCAAAUGUUGUCGGAAGCACUCGAUGCGAGAGGUGAAGCCCCUCUGCGACUCAAACAUCACUUCAGCGCGGAAAUCGAUGCCACUAAACAAGCGUACAUUGAGAGAAACUUUCACCCACCUAUCCUCUUCAGAGACGUUCGACAACUUGGCGAUGAAAUUGUCGACACAGCGACUACUGCGUACGGAGCAGAAGAGAAGAUCCCGGGCAACUUGGACAUACUUAUUGCUGGCUUUGUCUGCAAGGACUUGUCCUCUCUGAACAGCCGCAAGAAGACCGUUGAUGACCAGGGCGAAACUGGCGAUACAUGGAGAGCCAUUUACUUCUACGUCAAGCGCUUCCAGCCAGGCAUUGUGCUGUUAGAGAACGUCAAGAGCGAUAAGCGGACAUGGGAUGAUGUGGUAUCGAGGUGGUCGAAGAUCGGUUACGAGGCAGCUUGGGUCUACUGUGACACGAAGAACUAUUACAUCCCACAGACUCGUGAGCGGAUGUACAUGAUCGCAAUCAACCGCAGGCUGUACGGCAAGAAGGUUGGUGAGGCUGCCGCUAACUGGACGUCUACGAUGCAGAAGCUGCAGAGACAAUGCAGCAGUCCCUAUGAAGCAUUCCUCACCGAUCUGCCAGUCAGCGUAAUUGACCAUUCGACAUUGUCUUCCGAACCCGAGUGGAGCCUCUGCAAACUGAGGUACGAUCAGAUCCGCUCAGAGCAGAAGCUGGGCACCCGCCGUCCAAUCACACAAUGGAGUGAGAACGGAACUUUGCACCCACCCGAUUACGCCAAUCGUAAAUGGUACGACUCCCAGUCUUCACGGGUCUACGAUGCAAUCGAUGUUGCUCAUUUGCUUGCUGCCCAAGACGGAUACGAUUCCAUGUUUAAGAUGAGAAUUUGGGAUGUGAGCCAGAAUGUGGAUCGUUUCAAGAUGGGCAUGGGUCUAGUGCCUUGCAUCACUCCUGGAGGCUGCGACUUUGGCAGCAACCGUCAAGACGCAUUGAGCGGCAGUCAGACGCUUGUUCUGCAAGGCAUGCCUCUUGAUAAGCUUCACUUUGCAGGUGAGACUCAAAGAGAAUGUCAAGAUCUCGCAGGAAACGCAAUGUCCACGACUGUAAUUGGAGCGUCUUUGAUAUCCGCUAUCCUCCAUGGUUCAAGAGCAUUUCGAACGAACACCUCAACCGAUGUGCUGGACCUGACUUCACCAAAGCCCGCAAUACAGAAUCGCCUCGUCCACGCUGGUACACUGCUAGUGCACAAGUAUCGUCCAGCAGACCCAGAGGAUCUUGAUAUUGCACAAUUAUUGCGUGAAGCAAAGCUCACUUCGCGGCUCUGUGCUUGCGAGGGCGAGCGACAAAUUGCUGAAUCGGACAUCAAGAUCUGCUCGGGAUGUAGUCACACAGCAUGCACGAAGUGCGCAUCAAACCCUAGGCACCAGUACGCGGACAACAUUUCUAGAGAAUGCCGGCAGCAGACAACAAACGAAUUUAUCAGAUACUGGAGACCGCGAUUGCCCUCACGCUUAAACUUAGAGAAGUUUCCGAACCUGAAUGGUCACUUGUCUCAACUACAAACGGAGCGAAACAGGUAUGAGGCGUACGUCAAGAGGAUCGUCGAAGUCAAUAUUGGAUCGCAGCAGUUCAACUUGCGUAAAUUCGUGCGGUGCGACAAUGGAUGGAAAGUUGUGUACCUGGGAGACAACGCAAGGAUUGAGCUUUCAAUUGGAGACGGAGCGCAAUGGCGCCUCUUCGUUGAUUGUUCGCUGGAGGUCCCCAGCAAAUCCGACUUGCGCAAAGCACUCGACAACCCGAUCGCACGAGCGAAGGUUGAUUUUUCACUUCUCAACGUUGACUGGGAGGUAUUCGUGCCGUCAAACGAAGAACGCUCUCUACAUAUUCGCGGUUUUGGUGGUCGGUCUAAGUCAUGGAGAAAUCUUCUAGGCUUGCCAGACUAUCAAGCCGAGACUGUACCAGCGCAGAUCCAAGUACAUGAUACGAGCGGAGAGAUUAAAUUCCUCCAAGGCGUUUAUCAGCGCCUGCCCUACUGUGGAACCGCUGAAUACAGUUUAUAUAAGAGAUGUGCUAAACCCACCUUGUAUCUCUUCCUGGACCCAGACCCCAUCGGUGAGGCGAGGGAAGAUGGCUUCAUUUUCAGCCAGGAUUGCAGCAGAAAGCGAUAUGGCGAAUCUCGGAUGGUUGUGGCUCGUUUGAAAUCAGCCUGGCGACCAUGGCAGGCCAGUGAUGCGAAAGAAUAUUGCGUCGACGUGAUGCUUGCUGGAUCGUGGACGACUGUCUCAACGAGACUGGCAACGUCCGAGCUUGCACCUGCUGCGAAAGUGUUCCAACCCGGCACCCCUCUAACGAAAUUUACGGACACAUGUACAAACGCAGUCACUGUGCUUGAUGUUACUGUGCCGGAGGUCUUGUUAGCUCAGAAGUCCAGCGACUUUUCCUGGGCUUUAGAGCCUAUUAAAGCUGCACCUUCGCUGAGCGACUGGCAGUCCAUCAGUGUCGACACUCAGAGCGACUGCGAGUGUGCGCCUACUUACCCAAGUCUCCUGUGGAGCGUGGACCAAGCUGGUAAAGCUACACCACACGAAAAUCGCAAGGCAGCAGCCAUAUUCGAACGCGGAGUCAAGACUCGAUGCCCUGUAUUCCAUCAGCAGCCAACAAUUAGCAAGAACCAGACACGUAUCAAAAUUGGUAUCAACAUUCCCUCGCUCGUGCAUCGAGCUAAAGGACGACUCGCACGCGUAGGCAGCAUGGGCCCUUCCCGUACUGCCUGGAGACUUUUGACCGAUCACGCGGACACCGCGCCUUCACAGACCAAGUUUCGUUUACGCAGUAACGCAAAUGAUGCGCCAUUCUCAGGGCCAUUGAGCCUCAUGCACGACUUACGCGGAGCGCAACCGCAGGCUCUGGCUUGGAUGCAUGCUCAAGAAGCUGGUAUUUCGCUCGCAAUCACAGAAGUUGAGGAGGCUGUACACCAUGAUCUUGGUUGGAGAGCGGAAGCUCGUGCUCAGACCACGACUGCAGUUCGGGGCGGUGUUCUUGCUGACUUGCCGUCGUUUGGCAAAACCGUCACGACUAUCGCGUUGAUACAGAGCGAAUUUGAAGUUUCAUCACCAGAGACGAUACUCGAGCAGAAUAAACUUGUGGCUAAACCUUCGCCACAGCUCAUCGACACUGCAGCAACGCUUAUUGUCUGCCCUCCACACAUCGCAAUGCAAUGGCAGACAGAGCUGGGACUCUUUCUGGGCGAUCAGCAAUACGAGGAAUUCGAUAUCCGCGUUAUCAGAGAUUUUGCGGAGCUCAAACGUCUGACCAUUGACGAUCUCCAGCGCAGUCGAGUGGUCGUUGUUUCCUGGACGGUGCUGUCGGACGAUGAAUACAUCUCCGAGCUGGCGCGGGUAACAGCGAUGCCCGAGCCUGCCAAUUCGAGCUGUCGAGCAUUUGAUGCCUGGAUGGAUGGUGUUGUCAAAGAUCUGCCGUCUCAGGUCCUUCUAAUGCAGUCUAUGGAUAUGGACGAAUUCAAGCGAGCCACACAAGAUCUUCUUGACGAACGUUUGCAGCAGCCUGUCUUCCAGGCCACACUACCAUUAAGACUGCAGCACGGAAGCAGCUACCAGUCAUACCAGACCAUUCGAGAUGCCAACGGCCAAAAGCCGAGCACCCAGCAUAGGUCAUCCUUAAAGCGGAAAUCGUCCGGCUUGAACAACAAGGUUGUGCCUCUUCUGCAUAUGUUCAGGUUCAAUCGUCUCGUGGUUGACGAGUACCAUUACCUGAACGAUUAUAAGUUAAUCAAGAACAUGUUCACGGCAGUUAGCGUCAAGAAGGUGGCUGCGCACAAGCGAUGGAUUCUUUCUGGAACGCCUGCAUUGGCGAACUUCACAGAUAUCAGCAACAUCGCAUCCUUCUUAGGUGUCAGACUGGGUAGAUUCGCCGUUGGAUCUGGCAAGCUGACCUCGCUAGAGAAAUUCCUCGUGAACGACCAGACUGCUGUUGAGCGCUUCUUAUCCAAGACCGAAGUCAUGUCUCACCAAUGGCAUCAAGCUCGACACGAUCGGGCACAAGAAUUCUUGGACUUAUUCGUUCGGCAAAAUGAAGCCUCAUUGGGGCACAUUCCGUGUCAUGAAGAUCUGCGAGCAGUUCAUCUGGCCGUUGCCCACCACGCAGUGUAUCUUGAGCUCUCCCAGCAUUUGAUCUCCCAGCGAAUGCAGGUGAAGAGGCUCAAGAACAAGGCUGAAUCGGAUAGGGUCAGUAGACUUAAUGCCAGCCUGAACAAUUCAAAAACAGCUGAAGACGCCCUGCUGAAGGCUGCGCUGCUCAACGAGACCAGCGCAGGGGAGUCCGGUCUGGACUCGCUUCUUCGAAAGAGAUCUGAACAGCGACGUGAGACUGAGCAUGAGAUUUCGCGACUCAUGCGUGCUUUUGUGUGGCACAAGCGCACUGGCUUCAAGGGCCUGAAACCUACCGAUCCAAAGAAAGCAGAGACGGAGGAAAACACUGUCCCCAAGCUAUGGGCAAGCUUCACGCAGGACAUCAGGAAACACGCGUGGCUUGGAGACUACGAUGCGACGACAAAGUCGAAGGUUCUUCUCUUGAAAGCGGAAACAAAGCCUACUUCUGGAGGCUUUGAGGAGCUGAAGAAUGCUUCGAAAGAGAAGAUGAUCAGGGAAGCUAAGAAGAUCAUGUCACACCUACGCGAUUCCUGUGUUGAGCUCGCGUUGCGCACGAGAUCAGAGCGUUUCAUCAGCAAUGUGCAAGAUUUGUUGCGACCAUUGUGCGAAGAUUCGCACGAGCCUAUAUCGUGCGAUGCUGAGCAUUGUCAGAAGACAGCCAUCAUCUCCGAGAUCUAUCUGGCCUCCCAAUGCGGGCACCUCACCUGUGAGCCUUGCCUUUUGGCGCGCGGUGAUGAUGAGAACUGCGUUGUUACUGGUUGCAGCUGCACCGUCCAAGCUGUCAACUUGAUUAGAGCCACUGACCUUGGCUCGACACCGGAGACAGUGUCCGAACACAGCUUUGGCCGCAAGAUGGAUGACAUCGCGCGACUUAUCAAAGAAAUUCCAGCCGAUGACCAGGGUCUAGUCUUCACACCCAACGAUGAAACGGUUGCAAUGCUAGGUGAGGUGCUUGAUCACCAUGGCAUCCUGUUUUAUACGCCAAGCGGCUGUAAACCACCGCAGGCGGCGAAGAUCAUCGAGGAGUUCAAGGCGAGUGUCGAAGAGGAUCCAGAGAACCGUCCAAAGGUGCUCUUGCUCAACUUGACCAGUGAGACCGCCGCAGGAGUUAAUCUCACCAAUGCAAACCACAUCAUCUUCGUCUCGCCGUUGCUCGUUGAGAGUCAAUACAAGUAUGAUUCGGCAAUGACACAGGCCAUCGCACGAAGUCGGCGGUACGGUCAAGAGAAGCAGGUCCAUAUCUAUCACUUCGCUGCGCUCCGCACUAUCGAUGUCGAUAUCCUCGAGCAUCGACACAAGCGUACGAAUGGCAUCACGGCGGUGAAAUCGACUGUCUGUAUGCCAUCAAAGCCUACGAGUAAAGAGAAGACGAGGCUGGUCAAGAACAAGCACGGAUCGAUGGCUUUGGUGCCUGUCUCGUGGCUUGCUGAUGAGAAGGCGCGAAAGGAACUGGGUGUUGGGAAGGAGCUGGAGAAGUUCACAUCGUUGAUCAACUUCUCUGAGACAUUCGAUGACAGCGAGGAGUAG